ACUAUUAAAUUCCUAAAACACCCCUAUAACAUAUUGGUUUCUUCAAAAAUGGAAUCAUUGAGUAACAAGAAGCGAGUCCGUUCUGACUCGGACGAGUCCGAGUUUAACUCGCCUGAGGCAAAGAGAAUCCGAGAUGACCUUCUCGAUACUCUAGACGACUCGGAUGUGUGUACGGUCGGUCAAGACCUUGACUCGUUCAUAAAGAGUUUUCAAGACGAAAUAUCUCCUCCGCCGGAGACAGUCGACCUGGCCUCCGAGUCCGGUGAGUCGCGACCGGAUCUCGAGUUUCUAUUCGAGGCGUCGGAUGACGAACUCGGACUGCCUCCUACGGGGACAACACCAAAUGAUUCGGAAAGGAUACCAGUCUCGACCGAGUCGGUUGAAGUCGGUGAGUUUUGUUGGUUAGACGAUCAGAUUCCGAACUAUGACUCGUUCGAAUACGGAUUUGAUUACGCGGCCGAGGAUGUUAAUUUUAACAACAACCACAACGGUGAAUACGUGGCGUUAGACGGAUUGUUUGAUUAUACAGAUCUAGGUUUCGGAUCGUCCGAUCUGUCUAGGCGGCCGGAAUCAUUGCCAGCGCAGUGACAUGAGUUGAUAAUUAUGGCUAAUCCGUUAAUUAGAGAGAUAUAUAUUGUGAAGUUCUUUGAUUUUUUGAUGUUACAGAAAUGGACAUGGAGAAUAUGUAGACAUAGUUUUAGUAAUGAUCAAAGAUAGAACAUCAUACCUCAGAAACUCUUGAUGAUUCACCUUCCUCCUACGAAUGGUUUCCAAAAUUUACAGAACUACCAUGGAAAAUCAUAAGUUGUUGCCUGCCUGUAAAUUUUAGCUUAAAAGAAUUGCGCCUUACGAGAUUUUUCAAA
Molecule: messenger RNA, 863 nt
Organism: Cynara cardunculus var. scolymus (artichoke)
Lineage: Eukaryota; Viridiplantae; Streptophyta; Magnoliopsida; Asterales; Asteraceae
Exons: 1
Coding region: 49-588 (179 amino acids)
Source: RefSeq, a predicted model, not a curated record